AUGAAUACACAUAAAAAUAAUGACCGUUUUGAUGAAUAUUCUUUGAAUAAUAAUUCAAAUUUGAAUGCAUACGUAAACAUGUCGAAUGAGGCUCACAAUAAUUUUUUAGUAAAUAGAAGGAAUGAUAUGAAUUAUGAAAUGUAUAAUUCUAUUAAUUCUGGACACAUGUCUAAUAUAAAUAAUAAUACAAAUAAUUUACAAGAUGCUUAUAUAAAUAAAGAAUUACAUUAUAUGAAUAGUGAUAAAAUAAAUAUAGCGAAAAAUCAUCAGAAUGUUCAUAUGACGGCAACAUAUAAUAAUAUGGAUAAAAAUAACGCGAAUAAUAAUAUCAUACAUUUAAAUAAUCAUAUAAAUAUGACAGAUGAUCAAAACUAUUUUUAUAAUUCAACAACAAAUAAUAAAAUGAAUAAUACAUUAAAGGAAAAUAACUUUAAUAAUAAUAUGAAUACUGUAAAUAAUUCUUUUUAUCAUAACACCGAUAAUAACUUCCUUAACUUCACAAGAAAUCAAAACGAACAAGAUACAUAUGUAAAUAAUAAUAUCAUUAAUAACUUCAACAAUCAAAAUGUAGAUAAAAACAUUAACAAUAAUAAUAAUAAUCCUAACAAAAAUGUAGAAUCUAUAAAUAAAUUUAACCAUAUAUACAACAUGCAAAACUUUAAUCAUUUCAUUCCUAAUAUAAGUAAUGGAAAAAAUGGGAACCUGGAAAACAACGCAAGCUUAUCCCAUAAUGUAAAUAGUGUAAGUACUAUAAGUGAAUUGCAUAAUUUUAAUUAUAUGAAUAAUAUGGACUUGAAUAAUGUGGAUAUGAAUAAUAUGAACAUGAAUAAUAUGAACAUGAAUAAUAUGAACAUGAAUAAUAUGAACAUGAAUAAUAUGGAUAUGAAUAAUGUGAACAUGAAUAAUAUGAACAUGAAUAAUAUGGACGUGAAUAGUAUGAACAUGAAUAAUAUGGACAACAUGAAUAAUAUGAACAUGAAUAAUAUGGACGUGAAUAAUAUGAACAUGAAUAAUAUGGACGUGAAUAAUAUGGACAACAUGAAUAAUAUGGACAACAUGAACAAUAUGAAAAAUUUAUCAAAUUUUAACAAUUCAUAUCAAUAUAACAGUAUUCCUCAAUUUAAUAGUUCAUCACGUUUUAAUAAUAUAACUCAUUUUAAUAAUGGGAUAUCCCACAAUGUUAAUAAUGUGUCGAAUUUUAGUAACAACGCGCAUUUAGACAAUUCAAAUAAUAUGAAUAGAUUAAAUGCGGUGAAUAAUUUCGGUGACAUUAAUUCUUUUCAUGAUCCAUUGAAUGAAAUGCAAGUAUUAAAUAAAAAUGUAAAUAUGCAGAACGAAAACCAUUUUAAUGUUAUGAAUGAUGAGAUGAAAAAUUAUAACAACGUAAAGCGUAUUAAUAGUAUAUCACAUAUUCCCUAUAUGAAUAAUUUGAAAAAUUAUAAUGAGCAUACGAGUAUGGUGAAAGGAAAGGGAAAUACGAAUAGAAAAAAAAGUAAUAACUUAAAAAUUAAUAAUAAUCCCGGGAGUGUUAAUGCUCGAGCGAUAUCUGAAAAUAAUCAGAGCACUGCGCAUGGUAAUAUUCCCAUGGGAAGUGUUGAUAAGGUGAUUAAACAUGAUCGUAUGGAUAAUGAUCUGAAAAAUAUUAACAAUAUGAAUAAUAUGAAUAGUAUGAAUAAUAUGAAUAGUAUGAAUAAUAUGAACAAUAUGAUUAAUAUGAAUAAUAUGAAUAAUAUGAACAAUAUGAUUAAUAUGAAUAAUAUGAACAAUAUGAACAAUAUGAAUAAUAUGAGCAAUAUGAACAAUACAAGUAUUUUAAAUAAUAAUAAUAAGAAGAUUACUAAAAGAGGAAGGGCCAAGAAAAAUAGUACCAUUAAUAUAAAUAAUAUUAAUAAAAUGAAUAGCACGAAUAACAAGAGUAGUAUGAUCAAUAUGAAUAGUGUGAACAAUAUGAAUAGUGUGAACAAUAUGAAUAGUGUGAAAAAUAUGAAUAGUGUGAACAAUAUGAAUAGUGUGAAUAAUAUAAAUAAUGUGAACAAUAUAAAUAAUGUGAAUAAUAUAAAUAAUGUGAAUAAUAUAAAUAAUGUGAAUAAUAUAAAUAAUGUGAAUAAUAUAAAUAAUGUGAACAACAUAAAUAAUGUGAACAAUAUGAAUAAUAUGUUUAAUGUAAACCCCCAAUUGAAUAUCAUGGGUAUAAUGAAAGAUAUAAAUAACAAUAAUAUAACGGUUAGUAAUAAAAAUAAGCUUAUGAAUAAUUAUAUUAAUGAUAAUAAUAUAAUGAAUAUGGAAGGUAGCAUAAAUGAAACAUAUAAUUUUGAUGGUACAUUAAAUAAUAAAAAUGUUUCCAAUAAUAAUAAUAAUGAUAUUCAUGAUAAAGGUGUUUUAAAUACCUUGAAUAGAAGUAAAAGUAGUUCGUAUAUAAAACCUCACAGAAAUCUUACAUUACCAAUUAAUAUGUACAUGAAUAAUACAUAUAUGUAUAAUUCAAAAGCGUAUGUGAAUUACGAAAAUCAAAAUUGGAUGGCACAACAAGAUUGUAAUGAUAAAAACGGCUUAUCAUUAAAUGAAGGUCCAAGGUAUAAUGAUAAUAAUAAUAAUAACAAUAAUAAUAACAACAACAAUAAUAAUAACAACAAUAAUAAUAACAACAACAACAAUAAUAAUAAUAAUAAUAAUCACAGUAUUAUUAAUAAUAAUAUUACUCAGGGUAUACAUCGUGGAAGUAUGAUAAAUAAUCAACAUUUUGAUGAACUGUCUUAUAACCCUAAUGGUAUUUUUCUUGAAAAAAAUACAAUUACAAAUUAUAAUGAAAUGUUAGGAUCAGGAUAUAAUAAUAUGUAUGAUAAAAAUGCUGUAAAAGGUAAUAUGAAUCUUAUCGGCAAACAUAGUAAUUAUGACUUAAUGAAGAAUGGUAAUAUGAUAAAUGGAUAUAAAUUAAAUAUGCAAGAAGUCCAAAAAGGUAUGAAUGAGGUGGGGAAAAAAAGAGCACCUCGUAGGAGAGCGAAAACAAUUAAUUUAAAAAGUAUAAACCGUUUUAACACUGUUUCGUUAGGUUUGAAGGGAAAUCAUAAUAUGGAAAAUAUGAACAAUAUGGACAAUAUGGACAAUAUGAAUAAUAUGAUUAAUGUGAGUAACGUGAACAAUGUGAACAAUAUGAACAAUGUGAACAAUGUGAACAAUAUGAACAAUGUGAACAAUAUGAACAAUGUGAACAAUAUGAACAAUGUGAACAGUGUGAACAAUAUGAAUAAUACGAACAAUAUGAACAAUAUGAACAAUGUGAACAGUGUGAACAAUAUGAAUAAUACGAACAAUAUGAACAAUAUGAAUAAUACGAACAACAUGAACAACAUGAACCGUAUGAACCAUAUAGAUAACAAUAUGGUUACCAACUUGAAUUAUAUGGAUAAUAAGAUUAACAAUGCAGGUAAUAAUUUGAAUGGUGAAUUUUCAAAGCGAAUUUUAUAUAACCGUUCAAAGAGUACUGAAAAUAUAAAAGAGAUGAUGCAACCUCAUAAUGAAGCAAAUAAUAUAUCAGGAAAUAAUACAAGUGAUAGUAAUAAUAUUACCCUAAAUAAGAAUCUUGUAGAAAUGAUUUUAAGAAAUAACAAACCCAGCAUAGAUAAAAAUAUACAUGAGAGUGUCAAUAGAUCAUAUACCAGCUUCCUAAUGAAUAUUGGAUCCUCCUAUUUAAAGAAAAAAAAAACUGCAGAAAUUAAAACUGGGGAAAAUAAUACCGAAAAUAACAAAGGUAUAGUAAAUGUGAACAGUCAGGUAGAAGAGAAAGGUAAAAGUGAAAAUAAGAGCAUUCUAGAGAUAAAAAAAGAGGGACAAAUAAAAAAUGUCAUAUAUAAUAAUAAUAAUAAUAAUAAUGAAAAAGAUCAAAAUGCAGAUCAAUAUCAAGAUCAAAAUAAAAAUCAUAAGCAAGACCAACGUCAAGAUCAAAAUAAAAGUCAUAAGCAAGAUCAACUUCAUGAUCAAAAUCAAAAUCAAGGUCAACUUCAUGAUCAAAAUCAAAAUCAAGGUCAACUUCAUGAUCAAAAUCAAAAUCAAGGUCAACUCCACGAUCAAAAUAUAAAUCAAGGUCAACUUCAAAAUCAAAAUCAAAACUAUUAUCAAAACUAUUAUCAAAAUCACUAUCAAAACGACCAUCAAAACGACCAUCAAAAUGACCAUCAAAAUGACCAUCAAAACCACUAUCAAAACAACCAUCAAAACGACCAUCAAAACGACCAUCAAAACGAUCAUCAAAACGACCAUCAAAACCACUAUCCAUAUCAAUACCAGGAUCAAGGAGUAAGCAAAGAAAUAAAUAAUAAAGAAAUAGAAGAAAACAUAAACAAAUUAAAUGAAGAGUCAGAUGAAAAUAAUAAUUUGGAAAUUUUGGAUGAAGAAGAAAUAACAAACAAAUCAGUAAUAAGCAAUACAAUGAAUAUGGUAGAACUAAAAAAUGAAAAUAAGAAUGAGAUGAUGAUUAACGAUAUAAAAAAAGAAGAAGAAAUAUCUGCACAAAUAGUAGAACCUGUAAAAAAAAGAGGAAGAAAAAAAGGAAGCAAAUUUGUCCACAAAAAUAUUACUAAUGAACACAUUUUAUCUCAAUUAAAAGAACCAAAGAGAAAAGGAAGAAAACGUAAAAUAUGGAUACAACCAUUAGAUAAUUACAAUAAAGUUGAAGAUAAUAAAUUAAAAGAAUAUACAAAUAAUAUAGACAUAAGAGAUGAUAAUAAAGCAAAUACCCAAAAUGAAGAUGUAACAACAAAUAAUGUAACUACAUUAUGUUGUAAUAAAAAAGCAAAAUAUGAAAGCAUGAAUCCAAAUAGUAUUCGAAAUAUGUUCAUUUUAUUAAGAAAUAAAUUAAGCAAUUUAAAUGUAAAAAAUACCAUGAAUAGUCAUUCAGAAAUAAAUAUGUUAAUUAACAAUUUUAUAUAUAUCUUAAAAAUCAUGAAUAAACAUAAGCAAAUGUUAGAAAAUAUAUAUACCAUCAAUUUUACAAAUAUUGAUGAUAUAUGUGUCCGAAAUUAUUUAGAAAAACAUUUCCCGUUCAUAAAAGGAUAUAGAAAUAAAUAUGAAAUUACUGAUGAUCUCUUCAUGCAGGGAAAUGAUGAUAAUCACCUGUCCAAGGAUAUUAAUUGUAUAAAUGGGAAUGAGGAUAUUGGUUUAAAUGCGAGCUGUGAACAAAACGAAGAGAAUGAAAAUCAUGAAAAGAGUGAUAUGUAUAAUUACAAGAAUGAUAACAGUAUCACAAAUAUGGAGAAGUCUCCAAAUAAUAUCACUCUUGUUCAUAAAAAUAUAAAGGAUGAAGACAAUUUCGAAACAAUAUUUUUAAAAACACGUAGUUCUUUUAGUAGUGUAGAUAGUAAUAUUAUUCAUAUUGAUAAUACACAAAAUUUUAAACUUUCCAAUUCUUCAGAAAAUAAAUUAAACCAAUUUGAAAAAAAAACUGUAUUAUUAUCCAAUGAUAUUUUAUAUGACGCCAAAAAAGAAAUCGAACAAAGUUACAUGAACAGUCAGGAAAAAGAAAAAAAUUACCUGCACUAG
Messenger RNA from Plasmodium falciparum 3D7, 5535 nucleotides. RefSeq lists its product as uncharacterized. The record is from RefSeq and is a predicted model, not a curated record. NCBI's taxonomy places the organism in Eukaryota, Apicomplexa, Aconoidasida, Haemosporida, Plasmodiidae.